This is a messenger RNA of Impatiens glandulifera, 2409 nucleotides long. RefSeq names its product galactoside 2-alpha-L-fucosyltransferase-like. NCBI's taxonomy places the organism in Eukaryota, Viridiplantae, Streptophyta, Magnoliopsida, Ericales, Balsaminaceae. The record is from RefSeq and is a predicted model, not a curated record. The transcript is spliced from 4 exons. Gene Ontology annotation, biological process: xyloglucan biosynthetic process; cell wall biogenesis. Bases 263 to 1957 code for a protein of 564 amino acids. Gene Ontology annotation, cellular component: membrane; Golgi apparatus. Gene Ontology annotation, molecular function: galactoside 2-alpha-L-fucosyltransferase activity.
GAGCACAAACGUGCUUACCAAUGGCAAUCAAUGCGCUUUACCCCGACAUUCUGGCCCAUAUUCACCAAUAUAGUAAUGGCGAAUAGUACACUAAACCUUUCAACCUAACAUAUCUGAAAAUUUUCAAUCUUUGUUACCAUUUCUGCUCAUUUCACUCCAUCUUGUUUACCGAUUCCAUUCUUUUAACAGACCCAUUUGUUUUUGUACAGUUUUAAAACCCUAUUGUCGUGAUUGUUGCUAUGAACAUUUGAUUUUGAUAGAGAUGAAGAGAUUAAACAGGGUUGAUCCUUCGAAAAAGGAAGAAAACAACUCCGAUUAUCUUCAUCAGGAGGCUGUUAAUAAAUGGGGUGGUCUGAAUCUAAGGAACUUGUUGGGGAUCGUCGUUUUACUUUUGAUGGGUAUCUCUCUUCUGUUUUCAAUUUCUGCGAUUCUUAAGGACUCACCUAGUGAUAGAAUGUGGGCUUUUGCUGAAGCUAGGGUUCUUGAAGUACAUACAAAAGAAGGUCGAGUGAAUGAUUUAUCUCGGAAAAUUGACAUCCCUAAAGAUUACUUACUUGACGGCCUUUUAUCUCCCGAUUUCAACAAAAGGUCUUGUCUUAGUAGAUACCAAUCAACGUUAUAUGGUAAAGGGUUGAGUCAUAAACCAUCCUCUUACCUUAUUUCAAAACUUCGCAAAUAUGAAUCUCUCCACAAAAGAUGCGGCCCAUACACAAAAUCUUACAACGAAACAAUCAAACGCCUCCAAUCCAGCCAAGAUUUCACCUCUUCCGGCCCUUCAGACUGUAACUAUUUAGUAUGGAUUUCGUUUAGUGGUUUGGGAAAUAGAAUACUUACUCUAACUUCUGCAUUUCUCUACGCUCUACUCACAAAUCGAGUCCUACUUGUCGAUAGAGGAGCAGACAUACCCGACCUCUUCUGCGAACCCUUUCCUGAAACCUCAUGGCUACUUCCUAAGGAUUCUCUUCUGGGUAAUAAUGGUUUCGAUAGUUUUAAUCAAAAGUCACCUCAAAGUUAUGGAAAUAUGCUGAAGAAAGGUGUUGUUUUGAAUCAGUCUUCUGUCUAUGUACAUUUGGUACAUGAUUAUGACGAUCAAGACAAACUAUUCUUCUGUGAUCAAGAUCAGAUGUCGCUAAAUGUUGUGCCUCUGUUGAUUAUGAAGACGGAUAAUUACUUUGUUCCAUCUCUUUUCUUGAUCCCGUCUUUCGAGCGAGAACUCGACCGUCUCUUUCCGGUAAAGGAAACCGUCUUCCACUUCUUGGGCAGGUAUUUGUUCCACCCAACGAAUAAAGUAUGGGGGUUUAUUACUAGAUACCAUCGUGCUUACUUGGCGAAAGCGGAUCAGAAACUCGGAAUUCAAAUAAGAGUGUUUGAUUCUGGCAAUGGCCCGUUUCAACACGUUUUAGACCAGAUCUUGUCUUGUACAAGGAAGCAGAAUCUCCUUCCCAAUAUGAUCAGUACAGAAGAAGAAGAAGAACACGCCUCUAACCCAAAGACGAAAGCAGUGUUGAUUACUUCUUUAAGUUCUGGGUAUUCUGAACGAAUGAGAGACGUUUACUGGGAAAACCCGACUAGUAAUGGAGAGAUUGUUGGUGUUUUUCAGCCUAGCCACGAAGAAUAUCAACAAACAGAGAAGCAAACACACAAUGUGAAGGCAUGGGCAGAGAUGUAUUUGCUGAGUUUGAUGGAUGAGUUAGUGACGAGUUCAUGGUCUACAUUUGGUUAUGUUGCUCAGGGGCUUGGAGGGAUUAGACCUUGGAUCUUGUACAAGCCAGAGAAUCGAACGACUCCAGAUCCUCCAUGUCAGCGUGCGGUUUCGAUGGAACCUUGUUUUCACGCCCCUGCUUUCUACGAUUGUAAGAAGAAAGUGGGUGCGGAUACAGGUGCUAUGGUGGCUCAUGUGAGACACUGUGAAGAUAUGAGCUGGGGUCUUAAGCUGGUUGAUCCUCCUGCACAUUGAAAUUUUAGAAUUGGUAUUUGUUGAGUCUUUCUAAAGAUGGAGAAUAUAUUCGAAAACUCAAUCCAAUGUAAAGGAUUACCAAUGGGAGAUAAAGAGCUGACAUUCAAAAGUCUCCAGUAAUUUUGUUACUUCAACUCAUUUGUUAGGUUUGGUUGGGUUCUCCUUUUUUUCCGAUUUCGUUUCAGUUCAAUUGUUAAAUCCAAGAGACAAGUGUCCUGCUCCUUCAUCAAAUGUCUUCAGAAUUGAAAAGUUGCAGUGAUCCUUCAUGUGGAUUAUAAGAUCUCUUGGAUCAAGCUUAUUGAACAUGGAAAAGGGAAUCAGAUGUCCUUUUGGAAUUUUUUUGUGGGUUUCUGUGGCUUGACUUAGCAAACUGUUCGAGCUGCAACUCUUGAUCAUAUUGUGAUUAAACAACAUUUUAUUGUUUUGAAUCCUCAUUUUCUAUUGUGAUUGUC